Molecule: messenger RNA, 681 nt
Organism: Protopolystoma xenopodis
Lineage: Eukaryota; Metazoa; Platyhelminthes; Monogenea; Polystomatidea; Polystomatidae
Source: the annotation of a GenBank genome assembly
AUGUUGCUUUCUGCCGACGGGCUACCGAAUAAUUAUUCUCAUUGUACUGCACUUUCAGAUAGAAUAUUACGUUUUGCCGUUCUGUAUAAUAAUAAACUGUCUUUGCACGGUCCCCAGUCCUCUAAAUAUCUGAAAGAAUCCGUGAAGUCCACUGAACGACAUCUUGGAGAACUGGCCAGUGCUCGGUUCCAGCUGGCGUUGGACUCGAAGCUGAAGCAGCGCUCUCUUGAGCUGGACCUACUUGCAGUACGACUUCGACGACGUGAAUCCAUGCGUCGUUGGCUCACCUCUCCCAAUGACCAGGCCAUCGGCGGCGCCUCCUCUCUCGGAUCUGGCGUUAACCUCGCCGGUUGCUGGGCUCCGGAGGUGGCAGGAGGCCUGUUCGGCCGGCACAAAACAGAGAUCAAAGAUCCUCCCGAACGUUGUGGUCCCACGAGACUGUGUGCGACCUUUCCGGUGGCCGGUUCGCAAAUGCGUAUGAUGAGCGCCAGACUGCCGUGCAACCAUGGCGAAAGAGGCCCAUCCGACGCAUGGCGACUCGACCCAAAGGGGCCAGAGGAGCAUCAACCACAAGAAAGCCAAGGGAGCUGUCAGGAUGGGCAAAAAAUAGAUGGGGAACUGAGGCCAAAUGAACUUGUGCCAAAAAGAUCGGCAACGAUUCACUAUUGCAAAGACUGUUAG